Molecule: messenger RNA, 1274 nt
Organism: Triplophysa rosa
Lineage: Eukaryota; Metazoa; Chordata; Actinopteri; Cypriniformes; Nemacheilidae
Gene: tdgf1
Product: teratocarcinoma-derived growth factor 1
Exons: 6
Coding region: 95-652 (185 amino acids)
Source: RefSeq, a predicted model, not a curated record
GUCAGUUCUAGUUGUGUGAUGAUGUGUUGACGGUCUCGAGCGCAUCAGUGCCCCCACGAGCGCUUCGUGGUUUUGGAAGAUAUUGGAGCGCAAAAUGAGAAAUUCAAUGUUCAGAUUUUGGCUUUGUGCUGUGGUCGUGUGCCAGACCGGUUCUUCUGAUUUAGCUUGUGAAGGUUCAGGAUGUGGGAAAAACGGGGUGUUGGAAAAUCCAAAGCAAAACGCAGUCGCAGAGACCUUGAAUAAGUUUAACGAAAUGAACGCGCAAACGCCGCAACGCGCGCACCGCAACGCAGAGGCCGUGUUACCUUUCCUGGGACUCACUGGAGUUGCUAAGCAAAGCCGUACCUGUUGUAAGAACGGAGGGACUUGCAUUUUGGGAAGUUUCUGUGCCUGUCCGAAGCACUUCACCGGCCGGAGCUGUGAAUAUGAUGAGAGAGUCAGGGACUGUGGGGUUAUUCCACAUGGAGAAUGGGUUCAGAAAGGAUGUUCGUACUGUCGAUGUGGAUAUGGACUUCUGCACUGCUUCCCACAUAUCUUCAGCAACAACUGUGAUGACUCUGAAGAGGUUCGGUGGUACCGUUCAGAUGCUCUCCGAACGUUGUCGUCUGUAUUUGUUGUGUGUGUAGCCUUGAUUGUACCCUUUUUACUAUAAAUGGCGACGCAAUUGUGCGAAAUUGUUUUCUAGCUGACUUUUGUACUGAAAAUCUGUGAACUGAAACACUUUUAUAUGAAAUGUUCUUGUGGCUGUUUAGGGCAUUUCUCUGUGGCACUGAAAUGUAUUUUGCUUCCAGUGGAAGUGUAACUAGCUGUGUUUAAAAGCAACCGUUCAGUGAAGGAAUAUUGUAUAUAGGAUUUAUAUUGAAAAUAUAUUUUGUGUUUGUCAGUGCAAAGCCAACUGUGACGAAUUUUGUCUUUCUAUGUCUCUGUGCGAACCUGUUUUACCAGAGAGGAUAUGGACUAACCUUUUAUUUUUCUUCACGUAAACUCGUGAUUUACCGUAGUACAUGUGUGUAAUCGUGGAGAGCGAGAUUUUUUGUUUUGAAACGUGGUCUCGUCCUAAUCUGUUCUCUAAGCUUUCGUUUGCUGUUCUUGUCAAUGGAGAGAGAGAGAGAAAGUCUGAUAACGCUCAGAUAGCCUCUGAUUGUUGACCUUUCGGCUAUUUUCUCUUAUCUUAUAUAAACAAGUAGUCUGGCAAUCAAUCUCGCGGGGGCAGCCGCUAUCUUGACCUUCUAGAGUUGGCCACAGGUUUUGAUGAAUUUGAAUGAAUUUGUCUC